GUUAGGGCUUUAUUUCUCAUGAGAACAUGAGGGAAUGCGGAAAAAAACACCAAUUUGUUUAGUGAGAAACGUGACCUUCACGCUCUUCAACUCUGGGGCGAGUCAAGUGGUUGUGAUUGAAACUCAGGCCCUCGAUGGGCGUAUAAAUAUGUGUGUGUGCAAGAGCAGCUGCCACACUUGGUACAGCAAGUGGAACCACUGGCUCGGUGGGUUCACUAGGUUUUCCAGUUUAAUUUUAAACUGCAGGAACACAACUAGGAAGCCUAGGCUCCCAGUGGAACAUGGUGGAGGGAGUUUAGAACCACAGAAUGCCAGCGCCCUCCUCCUCGGCGUUUUGUCACCUGUCAGCAGUGUCUCACUUGUACCUGCGGACAAAAUUCUCCCCCUCUUGAGCCCAUUAAAGCUACUUCUGAAAACUCUGGGCAUUUCUGUUGAGCAUCUUCUGGAAGGGCUGCGGAAAUGUGUGAAUGGGCUUGGACCGGAGGCUGCGAAUUCCGUGAAGAAACUGCUGGAGGCCCUCUCGUAUCUGGUGUGACAGCGGAGCAGAGCAGGAGCAGAGGUGGGAGGGGAUGGCGCUCUCCUUCCUUCUUCAAAUGUAGUGACCCCCAUAGAGAAUGAAUAAAGCAAUGAAGUGAU
Molecule: messenger RNA, 636 nt
Organism: Vicugna pacos (alpaca)
Lineage: Eukaryota; Metazoa; Chordata; Mammalia; Artiodactyla; Camelidae
Source: RefSeq, a predicted model, not a curated record